Messenger RNA from Plasmodium knowlesi strain H, 1023 nucleotides. Its product is annotated as conserved Plasmodium protein, unknown function. The transcript has a single exon. Lineage: Eukaryota; Apicomplexa; Aconoidasida; Haemosporida; Plasmodiidae. The coding region runs from base 1 to 1023 and encodes 340 amino acids. The record is from RefSeq and is a predicted model, not a curated record.
AUGGCGCAGCGCCCGAGAAUUAUUUGGCGCCUUUCCAGUUGCGCCCAGCUGGGGUAUCGCUUGAUACAGGAGCCUAUGCCAAAAGGGAAAAAAAAAAUUUUCUCCUUUUUCCGGUCGGGUAUACACACGAAUAGCGAAGGUUACCAAGUUUUGUUAAAAGAGGAGAAAAAAAAAUCAGAUGAUUGCUCCGUAACCUUUGUGGAGAGCGGCAGGGACGAUCACCAGGACGGCCUUGUGAAUGCGCAGGGAAAAGCCAUCGGCGGGCUGCACAUGGACCGGGACAGCUUCUGCCCAUAUUUGACAAAACGGAAAACCGCCCUCAAGUUCUUUCCAUAUCACGUGAAGGAGUACCAAGAGGGUAUGCUUUACAAGCAGAGUGAUGGAAGUGAAAAGGCAUUUUUGUAUUCUACCAAAAUUAAAAAGUGCCAGUACAGUGAUAGGAUAAGUAGCAAUUUGUAUGUAAGCUGCUUUUCCGCUGGGGACGAUGGGGGAAGGGUUUGCAGGAAAAGCCUCUUCGAUAUUCUGUUUCGGAAGUUUAGCCUCUUGUACCUCUUCACCGACACCAGCCAUGUCCACGAGGUGAAGAAAUAUCUCGCCGACUUUGCGCGGCAGAAGGGGGAGCAUGGAAAACACACACCCCACACGCACCACCAGAUAAGUAUCAUUGAGGAUGGCAAAUUUCUAAAGCUCAGGGACAGACAGCAACCAAUCGAGCUCUACUACUGCUACGUUUCGCCAUACAGAUACCUCCUCUCAACAUACUUCAGUAAAAAAAUAGCACAGGAUUUAAAGGCUAAUUAUUUUAAUGGAAAUAACUUUUUUUUUAUAAAUGACAGACUAAGAACAGAUGUUGAGGACACACUUCUUCUGCCUGGGAGCAGAACCGUGAGUUCCUUCACCCCCCAUGAUACGUUACCAUCGUUACUUCUGGUGGAUGACUUCUGCUACGUGAGGUAUCACAUAAAGGGUUUGUUCACGAGGGAAGCUUCGCACUACCUCUAUAACGUUAUGAAAGGCAUUUAG